UCACAGGGGAACUCAGCAGUUUCAUUCAACUUAGACAUUUUUUAUAACUGAAACACGUAAAAUUGAUCAACGUCUUUGGAGAAAGAGGAUCAAGGGUCUUUGAUAAGAAGAGUCACAGUUUCAUUGCUUUAUUAAGUGCUAUAGAGGGAAAAUGGCCGCACUGACCACCAGAAUUAUCAAGGAGACGCAGCGCCUUCUGGAGGAUCCAGUUCCCGGGAUUAGCGCCAUGCCGGAUGAGAGUAAUGCGCGUUACUUCCAUGUCCUCGUCACUGGCCCCCACGAUUCCCCUUUCGAGGGCGGUGUUUUCAAAUUGGAAUUGUUCUUACCCGAAGACUAUCCCAUGAAAGCGCCAAAGGUUCGCUUCUUGACAAAGAUUUUCCACCCGAACAUCGACAGUUUGGGCCGCAUUUGUCUGGACAUCCUGAAGGAAAAAUGGAGUCCUGCUCUGCAAAUUCGCACCGUUCUUCUUUCGAUCCAGGCCCUCCUGAGUGCCCCAAAUCCAGAUGAUCCACUUGUCAACGACGUUGCGGAAUUGUGGAAGGACAACGAGGCGAGGGCCUUGCAACUCGCUAGGGAAUGGACUUUGAAGCAUGCAAUGGGAUGCUAGUUUCCCCCAAUUAAAAGUAGGCAUUCUUUUGCCCUAA
This is a messenger RNA of Drosophila erecta, 644 nucleotides long. Its product is annotated as ubiquitin-conjugating enzyme E2 N. Bases 152 to 607 code for a protein of 151 amino acids. NCBI's taxonomy places the organism in Eukaryota, Metazoa, Arthropoda, Insecta, Diptera, Drosophilidae. The transcript has a single exon. The record is from RefSeq and is a predicted model, not a curated record.